AUGCCCAACUCCGAGCUCCAAAGUCUGCGCGACUCUGCAGUCAUCACCAUCAUCUACAUUUUCGGAUUGACUUACUUUUCUCUCUUUGUCCUGCAAUUUCUUCUGUUCCAUUUCCCGUCAUCUCCAGAUGCGAUCAUCAGUUCACUCUCUGUGAUCUCCUUUAGCGGCGGUGGUCUAUUGUGGUACUUGUCAAGCCUAAUUUACCGAACGAUAUCUGCGUUCCAGGGAGACGGUGCAGCGCACUGGCAGAAGCUCGAGUUUGGUGGGGCUUUGAUCCUUAUCUGGGCGUCAACGGUUCCAGCUGUGGUCUUGCAAUUCACCACACAGCCUUCCAUCCAGCUUGGCUAUCUGUUCGCAUUUACCCUAGUCGCCGUUGGAAAUUUGGUGGACUUUUUGGUUUGCGAUCCCACCAUCUCUACGGCGCGAAUGAGGUUUCCUUACCAUUGUGUCUCACUGGGUCUCCUCUCCCUGGCUCCAACCAUCCACGCCCUGACCGGGACGCUGCCAAGUCCCCCGCCGCUGGCGAUCCAACUUGGCCAUUUCGCAAUUUACACUACGAUCGGUGCUGCAAUCUACAGAAUCCAACCACUUGAGACUAUCGGGGUAUUCAGUAGUUGGCGGUCUAGCCUCUAUGUGAUGCACUUGGUUUUGGCAUACAGUGCUGUUAGUUACUCUAGAGUCGUAUUGGAAACCGCAACAGGCUCUGCCACUUGA
This is a messenger RNA of Penicillium antarcticum, 714 nucleotides long. RefSeq names its product Hly-III-related protein. Bases 1 to 714 code for a protein of 237 amino acids. Lineage: Eukaryota; Fungi; Ascomycota; Eurotiomycetes; Eurotiales; Aspergillaceae. The record is from RefSeq and is a predicted model, not a curated record. The transcript has a single exon.